Molecule: messenger RNA, 1440 nt
Organism: Leishmania braziliensis MHOM/BR/75/M2904
Lineage: Eukaryota; Euglenozoa; Kinetoplastea; Trypanosomatida; Trypanosomatidae
Product: putative amino acid permease
Exons: 1
Coding region: 1-1440 (479 amino acids)
Biological process (GO): amino acid transmembrane transport
Molecular function (GO): amino acid transmembrane transporter activity
Source: RefSeq, a predicted model, not a curated record
AUGAGCAAGCCCAACCAGCCUAUCCAAGCACAGGUGGAGGACAAUGCCCUGAAUGGCUCGCUCACGGACGGGAACUCGAGCAACACGGGCGGUGUUGACCCGAGCGACGGGCAGGUGAAGCGCCCUCUCCACAGUGGGAGCCCGACGGAGUCCACUGGUCACCACAACGACAGCGACGUCCAGAAGCGGCAGCCCAACAUCAUCUUCCGCUUCACCGAGUGGCUGAUCCCCUAUGGCGGUGUUGUCUCGAACUGCUUCAGCCUUGGCUCCGUCACGCUUGGCGGCGGCAUCAUCUCGAUGCCGUCGUCCUUCGCCAUGUCGGGCAUCAUCAUGUCUGUCAUUUACCUCGUGGUUGUUACCGCCGUGACGGUGUACACCAUGACGCUUCUCGGCUACGCGAUGAAGGCGACGGGGUGCGAAACGUUCGAGGAGCUCGCCCGCGUCCUGUUUGGCCGCGGCUGGGACUACUUCGUCGGGUUUGUUCUCUGGCUGUCGUGCUUUGGCACUGCCGUGGCCUACAUCAGCGCCGUCAGCAGCCUGAUCUCGCCGAUCCUCGAGAAGUCCCCUGGGACGCCGGCGUUUCUCCUGACCACUGCCGGCAACCGCUGCAUCACCAGCCUUAUCUGGCUCGUGCUCAUGGUGCCAGUCGUGAUUCCGAAGCGCGUGAACAGCAUCCGCUACGUCUCCGCCAUCGGCGUCAUCAUGGUGCUGUACUUUGUCGUCGUCAUUGUGGUGCACUCCAGCACGAACGGCAUGAGGGAAGGCAUGCGAGGCGACAUGAAGUACUUCACCACGGGCAACAAAGCGAUUUAUGGCUUGUCUAUCUUUGUUUUCUCUUUUCUGUGCCAGGCUGUGACUGGGUCAGUGUAUUUUGAGCAGCGCCCCCAGCCGUCUGUGCGCCAGCUGACGAUUGCGAGUGCGAUCGCGAUGACGGUGUGCAUGGUGCUGUACAUCUUCACUGGCGUCUUCGGGUACUUUGACUUUGGGGACGAUACGAAGGACUCUAUCCUGUACAACUUGGACCCCGUGCACAACCCGUACGUUAUGGUGGCGUACGUUGGCAUGCUCAUCAAGAUCUGCGCGGCCUUCGCGAUGAACAUGCUGCCGUGCCGAAACUUCACGUACCACUGUCUGGGCUGGGACCUCGAUACGGUGCCGUACUGGAAGCACACGAUCGUGAUUCUCAGCACGGCUGUGGUCACCCUCGUGUGCGGCCUGUUCAUCCCGAGCAUCAACACGGCACUCGGCUUGGUUGGGUCGCUGUGCGGCGGGUUCAUCGGCUUCAUCUUCCCUGCGUACUUUUGGAUGUACGCUGGCAACUGGAGCCUCAAGUCCGUGGGGAUCUGGCACUACCUCGGCACCUACUUCCUGCUGAUCUCCGGUGUCAUUGCGAUUGUCUUUGGCACCAUUUCCACUGUGUACUUCAGCUUCUUCGUCUAA